UAUUAAUUUAUACAGUACCUAAAUCCUUAUAUAUUUUAGCGACGAAGUUUGAAAUUGAAGGAUAUGCUUUUAUGCGAUCCGCAUCCAUUCGCGCAUUACUCGGGGUCAUAGUUCGCAAUUGUCUUCGAACAAUAUCACCCUAAGCCCAAUUAUUCUUCGCCCUUGUAUAUCUUUCUCCCAUAAUUCUCAUAGCCGUCUGAAUCUACACUACAAGUUGAUAGAUUGCAGGUUUUCAUUUUCUAACCCUAAUCUUUUACCCGAAUUCGUAGAGGCGAUGGCCGGAGUUGUGGACCUCAAUGGCACACAAGUCGUUGAUGAAAUACGGGAUCUUUCUUUGGAGGAUCAGGAUCAGGGUGUAGUGAAUAACACAUCUGCACCCGAUGAGACGCCACAAGAUGAGUGUGAUAACCAUCAUGGAAUUUGUGCAAUAUGUUUGAGAAUGAUACCGCUGCAAGAAACUGCUCUUGUCAAAGGAUGCGAGCAUGCGUACUGUGUCAAUUGCAUCCUACGCUGGAUAGACUACAAAAAGGAACCAAUUUGUCCUCAGUGCAAAAAACCAUUCGAGUUUCUGAACAUCCAUCGGGCACUUGAUGGCAGCAUACAUGAUUACAUGUUUGAGGAGAGUGUCUCCUUGCUUUUAAGGGCCUCAUGGUUCAAGCCUAUGACAGUGGGGGCGGAACAACAUAAUACAGUUGUUGAUGAUAAUGCGGAUGGCUUCACAUUAUAUGACGAGUAUGACAACGAAGAAGACGAUCUUAAUGAAUCUUAUUUGGGCAAUUCAUCAAGUGUACGCAUCGGCAAUAGGAGAUGGGGGGAUAAUGGCUAUGUUAGGGCAGGUAGACUUGAAGCUAGGCCGGGUCCUUCUCCAUCGCGCAAUCCUAUAGGGCGUCGAGCAAAAAGAGCCUUGAAAAGGGAAGCUGCUGCUGCAAAACACCAGUUGUAGCCCGGCUACUGGUGUGUGUUUGGCUUGCGGGAAGUUGAACCUUGUGUGUGAUGACUGUGUUCCCUCUCUCGAGCUCUUUACCUGGUAGGGAUAUAGGUUAAGACAUCGUCAUAUACUGUACAUAGAUUCAUUCCUUACAUUGGUUAAAUACUUGGCGUCCGAUUGUAUCCUCCCCUCUUGUGGCUUUAUGUUGAAGACAUUUUCGUAUUAAUGUACUAUAUAAUUAUAUAUAUAGGGGAUGGUUCAAAUACAAAUACAUCUUCCCAUGCAAAGUGAGAAUGAAUCUUGUGCAUUCAUUUCCACAUCUAAUGGCUCAAAAUGAGCCAAAAAUGCACAAAAUUCGACCAAAAUUGCGGUGGCAAUUUCGUAAAUAUGUUGCACUUUUUCGUUAUCGCAAAAAAGUGAAAGAGAAACACGCAAAAGUGCAAGCGAAACAUGCAAAAGUGCAUCUCUUCGCACUUUGCACGGGAAGAGGUCUUUUUAUUUGAAGUCUUCCAUAUAUAUAUAGUGUAUAUCUCUAGGCAGAUUGGAAUGGAAUAAUGGAAUGGUCUCCAUGAUUUAGACUCGUAUAUCUCCAUGAUUUCGUAUUUUCGUAUUAUCAACUCGUAUUAAUGUACUCGAGCUUCUUCUUUUUUUUGUAUUAUCAACAUGUACAUGUAGUGAUAGGAAAUUAUUC
Messenger RNA from Cuscuta europaea, 1619 nucleotides. The record is from the annotation of a GenBank genome assembly. NCBI's taxonomy places the organism in Eukaryota, Viridiplantae, Streptophyta, Magnoliopsida, Solanales, Convolvulaceae.